Messenger RNA from Electrophorus electricus (electric eel), 1684 nucleotides. RefSeq names its product ankyrin repeat domain 37 (gene ankrd37). Gene Ontology annotation, cellular component: cytoplasm. The record is from RefSeq and is a predicted model, not a curated record. Gene Ontology annotation, molecular function: protein binding. NCBI's taxonomy places the organism in Eukaryota, Metazoa, Chordata, Actinopteri, Gymnotiformes, Gymnotidae.
UGUGUGUGUGUGUGUGUGUGUGUGUGUGGGUGGAGCGGACUACGGCUGCGUUUGUGUGCGUGUGCGGAGACUCUGCAGCCUAAGGAGCGUAUGACUGAAGCCUGAGACUCCUGACAGCAACCGUCCAACGUACACGAAUUUCAAGACUGACCAUGUUCCUGCUUGAACCAGACUCGCUGGAUUGCACGAGCAGCCUUCUCGAGACCGGGUAUGCCGUGAACGGAGGCGAAGACACGUCCGGACAGUCCCCGGCGCACUUGGCGGCUUGCGGCGGCCAAGCAUUCUGUUUACUGUGGCUGCUUCGCACGGGGGUUGAUCCGAACCAACAGGACGCCUUUGGGGAAACCCCUGUCCACAAAGCAGCCAAAGCGGGCAGUCUGGAGUGCGUCAGCGUUCUCGUAGCCAGCGACGCGCAACUCGAAAUUUGUAACAACGAGGGUCGUACCGCAGAGGACGUGGCGUGGUCGGCGGGCUUCCAGGACUGCGCAAAAUUUUUAAGCACGCUUCGCAUGACUCGGCUCGCGCAAAGGGAUUCGCCGGUGGGCGCAGCUCAGCCAGCGCGCGACACACUGAACUGCACAGUGGCUGGACACAAACGCGGGCGCGCGAGCUCGGACGCUCUGGACAGGAAACGAGCGAGGGACUGCUUUAGGCUACCGGUAACGGGAGAAACGUCAUUCCCUUAUGCACGUUAAGAGUGAGAUGUUAAAAGCUUGUACAGAACCCACUCUCGGUUGAUCGAACUCACCUGUGCUUUCACCGGACUUAAAUCUACAAGGACUUUUAAUCUGUUCUGUUACUUGUAAGUUUAAAAGCGGAAAAGAUGACACCUGCAUAGUCUGUUGCUAUAGAUGUCAUAUAGCUGCUUAAUUGUUUAAACAGCAACAGUUAUGCAUGCAUAUUUUUUACCUGUACCAUAUUGGUAUCUGCAGGGAAUUUUGAUCAAAAUUAUCAAAAAAACAAAAAAAUGAUAACGUAUAUGUUUUGAUCAGAAUAGUCAUUAGGCCAGAAUAAAGGCGUUUUGCAUCGCGUACGCGCUAGAAAUAAACAAACCAAAAAAAAAACAAAAAAAACCCAACAAACAAAAACUAGUUAAAAGUUUAAAAGCACGUGUAUUUUCAUAACAAUGCUGUUGAAUCUGUUAAAUGUGAUCUAAAACUUGGUUAUAUUGAUCUUCGGCAUUGGUUUACUUUUUAUGUGACUGUAUCCUUAGUGGUGUAGAUAUUGCUACAGAGAGCUACUGACACGCGCUGUAUGGGGGUCUAUCAGGCACUGACCUUGCAGCCUUCGUGCUGCGGCACGGUACCACUGCUGAGGGAAUGUUGCCCAAACACAAACUUGGGAGAAACUAUUUUUUCCAAAGAUAAUGUGACUAUUUUUUAAAUACUUCGCUCUUACAUUGUUGGCUCUUCUGACAACUGUUUACAGGAAGGACAGGCAACACAGCUUACAGUAAAAUUUGUAUGUAUGGAAAAUGAUUUCUGUUCUCCUCUGAGAACAGGACAAAUAUAAAACUGUAAAAGUUUGUGAACUGUGAGGUUACUGUCUCAAUUUAAGGUAGUCUAGAUAUGAACCCAAAGUAACUUCAUUCAGUUCUGGAAACUGACUUCACUGAAAAAAAACAAAAACAAAACCAGAAAUAGUGUUUUUAAAAAUGGACACAGAAUAAAAUUAUGCUACAGCU